Molecule: messenger RNA, 3980 nt
Organism: Linepithema humile (Argentine ant)
Lineage: Eukaryota; Metazoa; Arthropoda; Insecta; Hymenoptera; Formicidae
Product: tetratricopeptide repeat protein 17
Biological process (GO): actin filament polymerization
Cellular component (GO): cytoplasm; actin cytoskeleton
Molecular function (GO): protein binding
Source: RefSeq, a predicted model, not a curated record
AGUCACUGACACCGCGUCAUAUCACGUUUUGUACCGUUCCGGACGUAGAAAGGAAAUACGCGACGCAAUAAGUAUUUUCGCGCGUUUACUGCGAACCUCGUGCGGUGUACUUAUCUGUAGAGAAACGCACGUUUUCGCAGCCAUGGUCCUCGCUGUCGCGGUUCUCCUGACGGAAACGCAAAAUCGGUGAAGUCUGAUGUGCUUUGUAUGGGGUUAUAUCGCAAAAAAUGACCUGGAACAACGUGUGCUGCAGGAUUAUCACGGUAUUUGCGGUAAUACUUGAAAUCUCAGCUACCAAACACUGGUAUGUUACUGAAAAUGGAAGAAUUCAGCCGCAGCAUGACAGUGUCUUUGAUAUGCGUCGACCCUACGAUCUCCUAGCCUUUCUGGAACAGGAGAAACGCAAGGAAACAGCCAAUGCCAUAUAUAAGAAAAUUUCCAGGAAGGAAGUGUCUAUUAACAAUCAAUUCGUAGGCUUAGGCAUGACAGAUGCAGACAGUUCAAAUUCUGAUUGUUUUUUAUGGGACAAGUCAUUGGGUGAUGUCGAUGUACACGCUAGCAUAGUAAUUGAUCAUAGAGCCAGAGAUGAAAUAGACCAGAAUGAUUAUAUGUUAUACAAUGUAGCUGCUAACAAUAAACAAACAGUUCCAGAUUGUCAAAGUACAUUUCCAUUAGAUUUUAGUAUAUAUACAUUUGAACAUCUUAAAGCGAUGCAGAAUCGAAAAAAUCUUACGCAUAAAGAAGAACUCAGCUUAAUGACGUAUCUACCACCAAAUACUAAUCUCAAUCAAUUUGGUCAUCAGCUCGCCUAUAGCUUGUCUCGCAACAAGACCUCCUGGAUAUAUUUUAAUUUAGCGUCGAUUUAUUGGCGGAUUAAGGGAAACACUUACAAUGCUUUAGAGUGCAGUCGUAGAGCAAUUGUGUGUGCUCCAAGGCGAUAUCGCGAUAUUCCUCUUCUGACUACUGCUGGCAUUUUACACGCUGCGAAAUAUUCUGGCGAGGCUGCAAUUGUUUUACAUGCGGCGAUAGAUCAUAAUCCGACGGAAAGUUACCAUCACCUGGUACUGGGCCAUAUUUACACAUCUCUUGGUGAUUUUGACCGGUCCGCAGCGUGCUAUGAUAAUUGUUUGAAAUUAGCACCCGACACUGUAGAAGCUAAACAGAUGAAGUAUGCCAUAUUGUGCCAUCGUUUGUUGGAAACAACUUUGUUACUAUUUGAUCAGCGUUUACAGAAUGUGUUGUCAGAGAUACAUGCAUAUUAUGAUUGGAAAGAGGAAUGGCUUAAGCUCUAUGAACAUAUGCUCUGGGAACAAAAUAUUAAAUCCACUACAAGGGAAAUUAAGCUUGCCUUUGCGCGAGAACACAAUUUACAUUUACUUGCGAUAAAUCCAGUUGAAAAGUCAAUUCAUCAUAUUGAUAAUAAUAUUGUACUAUCUUAUAUGGAUUUAGGAGAUAGGAAGAAAAUAGCUGAGAACAUGUUGCAGAAUGUUCAUCUCAGUCUCCACUUGUUGAAAAAUUUGCAGAAACAAGUGAACGAACACAGUAAUCAUGUCACGAAAGAUAUAAUGACAGAACUAAAUGUGGAAUAUAGUCAGUUAUUUGUCUCACCAACAAAAAGUCCAAAGUAUCACAAUGUGGAAAUCAAAAAAGGAAAUGAGGAUUUUGAAGCUGACUAUUGGCCAAAGAUAUCGGACUGUGAUGGCUCCAUGCUAAUGUUUGGAGAUGGAAAACAAUAUUUGCCUAUUUAUUUACCACCUGAGAACAAAGGUUAUGCAACACAUUUGUUUGUAAAUGAAUUGAUAGAUAUAGAACCAUGGAAGAAGCAUCCACUACCAUGGUAUCCGCCAACAUGCCAGUCACCAAAGUCAUUUAACAAAAAAUAUAUUACACCUGCAUUACUAGACGCGACUGUGCAACAACAUUCAUCAGAUGCGUCUUUGAAACCAUUCCUACAUAAUUUGGUUCAAACUGCAGAUUUUGCAGAAAUCGGCCAAAGAAUUUUGACGGCAAUUAAAGCGAAAGUAACUGCUCCAUGGGUAUUGUCCAUGCUGGCAUCUUUGCACUGGAGAAUAGUGGGGAAACCACGUUUAGCUUUGGAUUGUCUUCAAUUAGCAUUGGAUAAUGUUCCUAAAGAAUUCAAGGAUGUACCUUUAGUUAGUAUAGCUUCUAUACACCACAAAGUUGGGUUAAUUGAUGAGGCUUUAAGAAUUACAAACGAAGCCUUGCAAGUUAAUGCUGUAGAGCCAAUGACUAAUUUUUUAUUUGGGAUAUUAUUGAAUGUAAAAGGAAAUUAUACAGGAGCUAUAUAUUACUUGAAACAGGCAUUAAGAAUGGAUUUGCACUUACAUGAUGGUAGGGCUUUGAUGUUAUUGAAAACAUUGGCCUGUCGUGAAAAAUUUAACGUUAUUACGGGUAAUCAUGCAGGCUGUGAAAAACAAGGAAUUAAUUUACAUAAAGAUUCUACGAACCUGCCUUCUGUGUUACUUACUAAGUACAAUUUGCAAGCAAGUGAUACAUUUUUGCGCAAACGACAAGUCAAGAAUUGUAAGCAUAUUAAAUACACUUCGGCAAAGCCAGAAGAAACAGGUACAAAUUGUUGGAGUAAUCGCAAAAUUGCAUUACUGGACAUGCCAAAUUACAAUAAGAAAGAAAAUGUGCAUCAAGGUCUGAUACAUUCAUUGCUACUUCCUAACAGUGCAACUGAGCUACACGAACCACAUAUGGCUAUUAACAAAAUUUCAGACGAUGACAUGCUGUAUAGCUGGAUGUUCAGUCAGAUGUCCGACAAUCAGAAGGAAUCUUACUAUCCAAGUAAGGAUGAAUGCGACGAACUGAAAUACGAAGACUGGGCUGCUUCUCUAUUUGUAUUUCAUAAAUUUAUACGACGAAACAUGACCAUCGAAGAUGAGAUUGAAUCACUGGAUGAUGAAAUGCCGAUUUUACAGCCGAUAUGUGACAAGGAUAAUUCUGGAAUGAAUCGCGUAACCGAAGUGGUUCAAUUCUCACAAACGUUGCAAUAUAAAGCCGAGCUCGACAUGGCUGAGCGGUUGAUGAUGAUUAGUGGAACGCAGAGUGACACUUUGCAAGGACUUGGGACCAAAAUUGCGUUUGCUUUACAAAAGCAUUAUGCUUCUUGGACCUUGGCGAUAGCGGCAUCAUUUUACUGGCGCGUGAUAGGCGACAGUCGCAAAGCAUUGGAUUGCAUGUGGCAAAGCCUGGAAAACACUCCAAAGGAUAUGCAAGACAUACUUCUCGUAAAUCUGGCGUCUCUGCUUAGCUCGCAGAAUUAUUUCCAUGAGGCCCUCGAAGUCGCUCAGAUUGCUCUCUCGAUUGGUCCGGACUUUAUAAUAAAUCAUUACGUUCUCGCUAAUCUUCAUGCUGUUCUGGGCGAUUUUGAGACUGCUGCGAACUUCUACAAAUCCUCACUUGAACUCGAUCCGAAUUUUGAGCCGGCUAUAACGAGAUUACGAGUGAUAUUAUGCUUCUUGUUGUUCGAUGACAAAAGAUCCGCAAUGAGUGAGAUAUUGCGAAAUAUUUUGUGAACCUGUUUCCCGCAAAUUGUUCAUGCAAAGAAAUUUGACGAAUUGUUAUUAAAAGUGCCUUCUGGAUUGUCAAUAUCAAAAAGAAUGCACAGUACAUUGCUAGAAGGAAAGCAGUUGCGAUAGACUAUAUUUGUGUAUCUGUAUUAUGAUUUGUUUCAAAUUCGAAAAAAAUAACUGAAUAAUAUAAACACUUGUUUAAUUGUUAUAAAAAUUUGAAAAAAAAAUUUUUUUUCUAUUAAAUAUUGAAGUUAACAUCUCCGUAUGUUCGGUGUAGAGAACAGAUGAAAAACAUAGGCACGUUUUUAGAUAUAAAUUAUUUAAUUAUUUAUCUAUAUAAAUGCAAUUGAUUUCGAUGAAUGUGCUACUUUAUUGUUGUCUAAUGAUUAUGAAACAAUAUGUUACUAUGUGUAAAGUUGAAUAAAAUAAAUUUUGCAAUGA